Messenger RNA from Sorex fumeus (smoky shrew), 1509 nucleotides. RefSeq names its product SUV39H2 histone lysine methyltransferase (gene SUV39H2). Lineage: Eukaryota; Metazoa; Chordata; Mammalia; Eulipotyphla; Soricidae. Gene Ontology annotation, cellular component: nucleus. The coding region runs from base 281 to 1327 and encodes 348 amino acids. Gene Ontology annotation, molecular function: histone H3K9 methyltransferase activity; protein binding; zinc ion binding. The record is from RefSeq and is a predicted model, not a curated record. The transcript is spliced from 6 exons.
GGGUCCUGAGCACUGUCAGUGACAGGCUUCUACAUAACUAAGGCGUCUGAGUUUCUUCCCGCUUGGUGUAGGGAAUCAUGUCAACUGAAUACUCUGUUUUGUGAUUCUUGGCUUUCCAAGCAAUACAGGAACUUGGUGUGUGCCUUGCCUAGUUUCACUUGAUACUCUUCAGGAAUUAUGUAGAAAAGAAAAGCUCACAUGUAAAUCGAUCGGAAUCACCAAAAGGAAUCUAAACAAUUAUGAGGUGGAGUACUUGUGUGACUACAAGGUAGUAAAGGAUAUGGAAUAUUAUCUUGUAAAAUGGAAAGGAUGGCCAGAUUCUACAAAUACUUGGGAACCUUUGCAAAAUCUCAAGUGCCCGUUACUACUUCAGCAGUUCUCUAAUGACAUGCAUAAUUAUUUAUCUCGGGUAAAGAAAGGCAAAGUAAUAACUCUAAAAGACAAAGCUCUGAGGCCAGCCAUUGCUGAAUAUGUUGUAAAGAAGGCUAAACAGAGGAUAGCUUUGCAGAGAUGGCAAGAUGAACUCAACAGAAGAAAGAAUCAUAAAGGAAUGAUUUUUGUUGAAAAUACUGUUGACUUAGAGGGCCCACCUUCAGACUUCUACUACAUUAAUGAAUAUAAACCAGCUCCUGGAAUCAGCCUAGUAAAUGAAGUGACCUUUGGGUGUUCGUGCACAGAUUGCUUCUUUGAGAAGUGCUGUCCUGCCGAAGCUGGAGUUCUUUUGGCUUAUAAUAAAAACCAACAGAUUAAAAUCCCGCCUGGUACUCCCAUUUAUGAAUGCAACUCAAGGUGUCAGUGUGGACCAGACUGUCCCAACAGGAUUGUACAGAAAGGCACACCAUAUUCACUGUGCAUUUUCCGAACUAGCAAUGGCUGUGGCUGGGGUGUCAAGACGCUUGUGAAGAUUAAAAGAAUGAGUUUCGUCAUGGAGUAUGUUGGAGAGGUAAUCACAAGCGAAGAAGCUGAAAGACGUGGGCAGUUGUAUGACAAUAGAGGAAUCACAUACCUCUUUGACCUGGACUAUGAAUCUGACGAAUUCACAGUGGAUGCAGCUCGAUACGGAAAUGUGUCUCAUUUUGUGAACCACAGUUGUGAUCCAAAUCUUCAGGUAUUCAAUGUUUUCAUCGAUAACCUCGAUACACGUCUUCCCCGAAUAGCAUUAUUUUCCACAAGGACCAUAAAUGCUGGAGAAGAGCUGACUUUUGAUUAUCAGAUGAAAGGUUCUGGAGAUAUAUCUUCAGAUUCUAUCGACCACAGCCCAGCCAGAAAGAGACUCAGAACUGUGUGUAAAUGCGGGGCUGUGACCUGCAGAGGCUACCUCAACUGACACUUCAGGAAAUGCUACUGACGUUAACGAACAGCCUAUGAUAUUUGAGACUCUUCCUCUUAUCAAGACCACAUGCAACGUUAAUUUAUAGUUCAUGUGUCUCAUUAUUGGCCAAAUAUAUUUCUGAUGCUUCUGGAAAAGAAAAAACAGGCCCCCCGAGGUGACAGAAUAUAUGUAUCAGG